AUGGAAUAAUAAGUUUAGAUAUAAUAUUUAUUAAAAUAUUAAGGUAAUGAGAUUCUUUUUCCAUUUUUACCUGGUUGUUUAGAUUAAUUUAAUAAUUAUUGUUUAAAUUGUUUGGAAGGAUGGGAUCUUAAUACAAUAGAAAAUGUAUGUUUUCCUAUUUGUGGUAAUGAAGUAAUUGAAGGAAAUGAAUAAUGCGAUGACGGUAAUUUGAACAAUUAUGAUGGAUGUUUUUAAUGCAAAUUUGAAUGUGUUUAAGAUUGCUAGAUAUGUGAAAAUGGAAUUUGUUAGGAAUGUAAUGUAGGAUUUGAAUAUGAUAAAUAGAAUGAAAAAUGUGUAACAAUUUGUGGAGAUGGAUUAUUAAUUCCAUUUGGUUAAGAGAUUUGUGAUGAUGGAAAUAAAGAAAAAGGAGAUGGUUGUUAUAAUUGUAUAUUUGAGUGUCAAUAAUUUUGUGAGAAAUGUAUUUAUUUUGAUUGUGUUAAAUGUUUGGAAGGCUUUAAUCUAUUAAAUGAUAUUUGCAAUCCAAUAUAUGGAGAUAAAAUAGUAUUGAAAGAAGAGUGUGAUGAUGAUAAUAAUAAUAUAGUAAUGAUGAAUGUCAUGAAUGUAAAAAAGUUUGUGCUAAUGAUUGUGAUGUAUGUGAAAAGGGUAUAUGUUAAGUUAAUUGCAAAGAGAAAUUAGGAUUAGGAUUUUAUAUUAUUGAUGGAAUAUGUAAAUCUAAAUGUGGAGAUUCUAUAGUUACAGCUGAAGAGGAUUGUGAUGACGGAAAUAACAUUGAUUAUAAUGGAUGCUUUAAAUGUCAAUAUGCUUGUGAAUAAAAUUGUUUGA
Molecule: messenger RNA, 822 nt
Organism: Paramecium sonneborni
Lineage: Eukaryota; Ciliophora; Oligohymenophorea; Peniculida; Parameciidae
Source: the annotation of a GenBank genome assembly